This is a messenger RNA of Folsomia candida, 1575 nucleotides long. RefSeq lists its product as uncharacterized. Lineage: Eukaryota; Metazoa; Arthropoda; Collembola; Entomobryomorpha; Isotomidae. Gene Ontology annotation, biological process: positive regulation of flagellated sperm motility. The coding region runs from base 564 to 1436 and encodes 290 amino acids. Gene Ontology annotation, cellular component: sperm midpiece; non-motile cilium. The transcript is spliced from 4 exons. The record is from RefSeq and is a predicted model, not a curated record.
CUCAUCAUCAACGCCACGAAAAAAUGUGUCAAUGUGUAAUUUUUUCUGUUUAUUUACAUACAAACAUUCGCAUUUUCUAUCCCCAUUCUUCCACUUUGUCACGCAAUAGAAUGAGCAGAAUUGGUUUGAAAUCUCCCCAUUGAAUUUAUUCUACUCGGUCGCCUUGAAUUAUGGUUUUGUCGCAUUUCUUGAAGAAAAAAACAUUCUUCCCCAUUUUGUGGGCCAUCAAUUGAAAAGAUAAUAUUUAUUUAGUGUAACAGGGUCAUGAAUGCCAUGAUUUGAUGCACUCGCUCUGUGAGAGUUUGUUACUUUGUGCAGUAAACUAUUUAUUUUGAAAAUGUGUUGCAGCGAUUGAAUGGCCAUUGUUGUCAGAAUUUGGGCGACGUUACGAGCGUCCGGAAGGGAAAUCUUACUGGUUGCAGAAAACGUCACCUGGUCCAGCUUGUUUGGAUUUGUUGGGUUCCAUCCGACCAAAGAUAUACCUCUUGGCCAAGAAAAUUACGGAAGCAGUGAACACUGAAGCCCAAUUGUUUGACGGUUUGGGAUUACAGAAUCAGCUCACGAUGCAAAUCAUUAUUAACUUUUUGGACCUAAAACGUGGCGAGAUUUGGUUGGAAAUGUUGCAACGUGUCAAAGACGACAAGUUUGAUUUGGUUCCGUCGGAUGCUGAGGUGAUCAACUGUUUGAGCACGAUCUCCAAAAAUAAGACGUCCGCCGUCUUGGACACACAACGUUAUCUUAUCCAGCGAUCGAAAGAAAAUGACGAAAUACAAGAACUUGAAUUUUACAAAGUGAUUCAAAAAUGUCACUUGCAAGACCAUCUAAAAGCACUUCGAGAAGCGGAUCUUAUGGCAAGAACGACAAGCUACGAGUAUUUGGUGGAGAGACGCUUGUGGCAAAAGACAGAGCUUCAAAAGGCACUCACAAAAGCUCCAACAUUCGCCAGAAUGCACAGAACGACGGAUGGACCGCUCAACAUCACAGUUUGGCCAACUCGAACCAAAGUCGUGGAUUCUGAAAUAAAUCAACUGGAGGGUGGCGACUCUGGAGACAAAGAUACUCCGACAAAGCAAGAUCAAGCCGUCGUGGUGGUGGCUUCUUCGACUCGAACUUCCUUCGACAUCAGUGAAUCUGUGGCGUCGUCAGUCAUGUCGAUGGGCACGUUUAAUGUGGGCGACCCUGCCGACCACUUCCCCCUCCUACCAUCCGCCGCCACAUUGACGGACAUGGAUGCCACCCCGCCGAGUGUUGAGGGAGGGUUUUACAUCGUUUCGGCUGAGGCUUUAAGGAAAGCCUUGCAAGUCUUGCUGGCCAAGGAUAAGAAGAAAAACUGGUUGAAACGCGUAAACGACGAGAAUUACUGGAGGGUGAGAGCAAAGUGGAAACAGGACUGGUACCCCGAGGAAAAUCUCACCAGGACAGCUUACAAAAUCUAAGAAUGGCAGGUCCUCUUGGUCAAUAACACAAUUAAACAACAGACGGCCCUGCCACUGACCGAUGGAAUAACAAUAAUUUAUUUGUAUAAUAGUGCUGAUGCUGACCAAUUUUUCAAUAAAAACGUUUUUGUGCCUGGUA